Capronia epimyces CBS 606.96 is the source of this 1086-nucleotide messenger RNA. RefSeq lists its product as uncharacterized. The transcript is spliced from 3 exons. Lineage: Eukaryota; Fungi; Ascomycota; Eurotiomycetes; Chaetothyriales; Herpotrichiellaceae. The record is from RefSeq and is a predicted model, not a curated record. Bases 1 to 1086 code for a protein of 361 amino acids.
AUGUCAGAUUCCUCUCCUGGCCCAGAAGCGCCACGUAUCUUCAGGGAAAUUGUCGACACAUAUGAACCUUUGCAAAACCAAGAUCCGUACAAGCAAGUCACCUUUGUCCGACUAACCUACCAAUACGCACGCUCCGACGCUUCGAAAGCCAAUUUUCUCCGGUUUUUCUUCGAGCACACUCAGAUUCCGAUUGAACCCUCGGAGAGAGAUUCGACCUCGACCUCCAGCUCUGACUAUGGGCUCCGUCUAGCCGCGUUUGCAGACACUCUAGUUGAGAAUUUCCUCCUUCCGUUGAAAGCCUCGACAAGAAAAACCCCUCAACCUUCACCUGCGGUAGUCUCUGACCUGCAAAGCCGACAGUCCUUUCCCGGAACUACCCAAAGGCUGGCCAGCUUGAGAAGGGAUUGUCUAAUCCGUGAUCAUCACCGCUGUGUUAUUUCACGCAUAUUUGACUUUAAUGAAGCAGUACAACGUGCCAAACGCGAUGGUGACGACAAUGCACAAGAUGACGAGGGGAAUCCGCUACGGUGGGAAAGCGGCAUUUAUACCUCGUUAGAGGUAGCACAUAUCAUCCCUCAUUCGUUGAUGGCUGUCUCAAGUGAAACAACGGAGUUGAAUGAAUCCAAAAGACUCGCGCUCGCAAUUCUGAACAUGUUUGAUGAUGGUGUAGUGAACCUCAUCGAAGGCACUGAUAUUGAUCGCUCGCUUGACGCAAUAACCCUGACCCAUCUUCUUCACCAACUAUUCGGUGGGUUUAAGGUCUUCUUUGAACCAGUGGGUAACGAUCCUCAUCCUUACCGGAUCGAUUCCACCCUCCCGGACAUAGUACGCCCUCGGAUCUUGCCCGUCGAGCGAACUCUUUUCCUCACCGAAUCCCGAACGAUCGAUCCUCCUUCUCCACGGUUGCUCGCCGUUCACUGCGCAAUCACGCAUAUCCUUCAUUUGAGUGCUGCUGGAAGUCACAUUGACAAAAUCCUUCGAGACCUUGACGAGGGAGAUGUCUUAGUAGACGGGUCAACUCCAUUGGGAUAUUUCGCAGCUUUGCGCAUUCAUGGCUGGUGGGAUGGGCGUAUUCGUGGCUAUUAG